UGAACUCAGAAACUGCAUGAAUAUUACCAUUUGAUAAGAAAAACUAUGUUCAGAGAGAAUGGCCAGAAAAACAAGUCCAAUGAAUUUAUCAUUCACUGUGACAUUGAUGACUGUGUUGUGUAGCUCAAACAUGAUUGUUUACAUAGGAAAAUGGGAAGGCAGUUGGAGCAGAGAAGCUGCAGAAGAAGCUGAGGCUGUGGCAGCCAUAGAAUGUUCAGGACAUGGAAGAGCAUACCUAGAUGGUCUUGUUCUUAAAGGCCAUCAACAAGUUUGUGAGUGCAAUCCAUGCUACACUGGAUCUGAUUGCUCCAAUCUUUUAUCUAAUUGUUAUGCCAAUGCUGGAAGUGGGGACCCUUAUUUUUUGGAGCCAUUUUGGAUGAGACAUGCUGCAAACAGUGCAAUAUUAGUAUCAGGUUGGCACAGAAUGGGUUAUUCUUAUAGUGAUGAAUCAUACAUCUCACAACUAUUGGUGGACCAUAUAGAAAAGGUUCAUGCCAUAGUUGGAAACGUAAUCACUGAAGGAAAAUACAUUGUAUUUGGAAGUGGCUCAACACAACUCCUAAAUGCUGCUGUUUAUGCCUUUUCUCCUGAUACCUCUUCACAAUCUCCAGCAAAAGUGGUAGCCACACCACCGUAUUACCCUGUAAGUAGUUCCAUUCAACACUUAUUUCAACAAAAUUUCUACGUAUUAAAAUUGGAGCUUUGUUCUCACAUUUCAACAAACAUUUUGCAGGUGUAUAGAACACAGACAGAAUAUUUCAAUGCUAGGAAUUUUAGUUAUGAAGGGAGCACGUCCUCAUGGAUAAACAAGACAGAUAGCAGCUCUACAUUCAUUGAGUUUGUUACUUCACCAAACAAUCCUGAUGGAAAGUUGACUAAGGGAGUUCUUGAAGGUGAUAAUGUAAAACACAUCAAUGAUCGUGCCUAUUACUGGCCACAUUACACUGCCAUUCCUUCACCAGCUGAUGAUGAUCUUAUGAUCUUCACAAUUUCCAAGUUCACAGGCCAUGCUGGGAGCAGAUUUGGAUGGGCAAUAAUAAAGGAUGAAGCAGUGUAUAAAAAGAUGUUGACAUAUUUGGAUAUGGACACCAUGGGAGUUUCCCGUGAGGCACAGCUGAGAUGUUUAAAGCUUUUGAAUGUUGUUCUUGAAGGAGAUGAUGGAAAAGAGAUAUUCAAAUUUGCAUAUUCAACCAUGAGACAUCGUUGGAUAAGGUUGAAAGAAAUCAUAGGUAAAUCAAAACGAUUUUCCCUACAGAAGUUGUCUUCCCAAUACUGCACCUUCUUGAAGAGGGAUAGAGAUCCUUCACCAGCAUACGCUUGGUUGAAGUGUGAAAGAGAAGAAGACAAGAAUUGCUAUGAAGUGUUGAAAGCUGGAGGCAUCGAUGGGUAUGAAGGAAGCAUGUACAGUGCUGACAAUCGUUACGUGCGUCUCAGUCUCAUUAGGAGCAAAGAUGACUUUGAUAUACUCAUAAACAAGCUCGAAGCCCUUGUUUCUAAACAAUAAAAUUAAUCCUACUUUUUGUGUCCUCAAGGUUUCUAUAGGGUAUUAGACGUUGUUUUUAACAAUGUUUAUUUCAUAAGCAUAACAAUUUAGCUUAUAACUGAUUAAUUUGUAUCUAUAUCAUUAUC
Molecule: messenger RNA, 1629 nt
Organism: Vigna angularis (adzuki bean)
Lineage: Eukaryota; Viridiplantae; Streptophyta; Magnoliopsida; Fabales; Fabaceae
Product: tryptophan aminotransferase-related protein 4
Exons: 4
Coding region: 59-1504 (481 amino acids)
Biological process (GO): amino acid metabolic process
Molecular function (GO): transaminase activity; carbon-sulfur lyase activity
Source: RefSeq, a predicted model, not a curated record